Molecule: messenger RNA, 2950 nt
Organism: Arachis duranensis
Lineage: Eukaryota; Viridiplantae; Streptophyta; Magnoliopsida; Fabales; Fabaceae
Product: phosphatidate phosphatase PAH1
Exons: 11
Molecular function (GO): phosphatidate phosphatase activity
Source: RefSeq, a predicted model, not a curated record
UUCUGCCAACGCCAACAUCGUCGAUUUGAUUUCGGAAUUGGAAGGAUGAGGAGGAUCGGAAGCUACAUAACACAGGGUGUUUACACUGUUUCAGGGCCCUUCCACCCGUUCGGCGGCGCCGUCGACAUCGUCGUCGUGGAGCAGCCAGAUGGAACCUUCAAGUCUUCUCCUUGGUACGUCCGAUUCGGGAAAUUCCAAGGCGUUCUGAAAGCAAGGGAGAAGAUCGUUGACAUCAAUGUGAAUGGCGUCGACGCUGAUUUCCACAUGCAUCUUGAUCACAAAGGUGAAGCGUAUUUCUUCAGGGAAGUAGAUGCUGAAUAUGGUGACGCCGUUAUUUAUCCGUCUUCUGGUGAUGAAUAUGAUGAUAACCGUUCCCGUAAUCUUAACGACAUGCAAAUACAAGAACGCCUCAGGUCCAAAAGCUGCAACUAUGAUUCAGAAAAUAGUAACGGGAAUGCUGGGGCAAGGUCUCGCGGCUCGUUACUUGGCUUUGUGUUUGGGCGAAAGUCCAUAGAGGAAGGUGAAGAAUGUGGUGAUAAGUAUGGAGUUGAACAAAUGGCGCCUGCUGAGAUAGCUGCAGAUUUGUUGGAGCUUAAGUGGUCUACUAAUAUCAAAAGUGAUCGCCGACCACCACGUUUUGUGGAUAAACGCAAAAUUGCAAAGAGUUCAUCCGAUGGUGAUGUACUUCAAGAAGCUUUGCCACCUCUUGAGGUAAAGGAGGAAGAAGCUGCUUCUUUUUCCAAUUCUAACUCUGAGCAUGGACAUGAUAAGACUAUGAUAAAGAUUGACGUUGCGCAUGAGGUUGAAUGUGACUCCAAUGGAAAGCAAGGUGGACUUGCUCAUGAAUGUGCUGAUUUUCCCGUUGAACUUGUGGAAGUUGAAGCAGAAGGGGGGUUCGAGAGGAAAUUAAGUGAGGGAGAGCUUGCUCCUGUCAGUGCUUUUGCUUCGCCGACUGGUGUUGCUUCAGUGGACGACAACAUUUCGGCCGAUGAAGUUGCUCAGUCUGUGGUUUUCUUCGAUACGUCCGAGAAAGCGACGGUGGAUUGUGCAAACGAGAGUAGUGCAACGAGCCAUGAUGUCUCUAGCACAUUUUCUCCUCCUAAGGAGUUGCUUGGUGUACAAGCAACAACUAAAUCACCAGCAGCAGGUUUAGUGGAAGAAGAAAACUUCCUUUUUAGUGACCUUGAUGAAAGUAAAAUCAAUGAUCAAUUGGAUAGACCGGUGUCCCCUGAAUCCGUAGAUAAGGAAGAAGAAGAAGAAGAAGAACAUCAUUCUUGUGAUGAUGGUGAUGUUAAAGAUGACAACUUAGUUAGUGAAAAGGGCGAUUUGCAUUCGUCCAGUCCUAUGGCUAUCCCUAGAACUGAGGCUGCUGGGGAGGAUAUUGGGCAUACAGGAUCAUUGCCUAACAUUACUACUCGUAGCGUCAGCUUGGGCCAACCUGAGGCUUCUUAUCCUUUAAGUCAAUCACUAGACACAAGAUCCAAAUCCUUGCCGUGGUUAUUUCCUGAAAAUGAAGAUUCAAGUGAAGCCAAUGGAAACCAGUUGUCAAAUGCGAAGUCAGGGGUCGGUAGCCCACCUUCUGGUUGGAGACUUUGGCCUUUCUCCAGAUCAGUAUCCCAAACUUAUGUGCCGCCUAUGCCAAGUGAUACCAAAGAUACUACUUUUGAGCAGUCUUCGGAGAAUACAAUCAGCACAGAUCCGAACAAAAAUGAGCUCAAGACUGACCCAAAGAAAAAGCAUGUUAGGGUAAAAGUUCCAACUUCUGAACAGAUAGCAUCUUUGCAUCUGAAGGAAGGGGGUAAUACUGUAAUGUUCACUUUCUCUACAACAAUGCUUGGGAGGCAGCAGGUUGAUUGUCGAAUAUAUUUAUGGAAAUGGAAUACUCGUAUAGUGAUCUCAGAUGUGGAUGGGACAAUUACAAAGUCAGAUGUUUUAGGUCAGUUCAUGCCUUUGGUUGGUAUUGAUUGGUCACAGACAGGUGUUGCACACUUAUUCUCAGCUAUCAAGGAGAAUGGUUACCAACUGCUAUUUCUCAGUGCCCGUUCAAUUUCUCAAGCAUAUCUCACACGCCAGUUCCUAUUCAACCUUAAACAGGAUGGGAAGGCUCUACCAGAUGGUCCUGUUGUUAUUUCUCCUGAUGGACUUUUUCCAUCUCUAUAUCGUGAAGUUAUUAGGAGGGUUCCUCAUGAGUUCAAAAUUGCAUGCCUGGAGGAUAUCAAGUCACUUUUUCCUUCUGAUUGCAAUCCAUUCUAUGCUGGUUUUGGAAAUAGGGAUACUGAUGAAAUCAGCUACCUUAAGGUUGGAAUCCCAAUAGGAAAAAUAUUCAUUAUUAAUCCCAGGGGAGAGAUUGUUGUAAACCGUCGUAUUGACACAAAAUCGUAUACUUCUCUCCAUGCACUCGUGAAUGGGAUGUUCCCCCCUAAGAUCUCCUCUUCUGAACAGGAGGAUUUUAACUCAUGGAAUUUCUGGAAGCUACCCCCUCCUGUUCUAGACUUGUGAAAGGGCCUAUUGCAUAUGCUUGGCUCAAUAAUCUUUGGUUUUGAUGCUGCCGGUUCCUGUAGGCUGUGCUGCUCUUAGUACCCAGGAUUAUACUGGUGAUAUGUAUCCAUGCCCAAUGAGAAUUACGUUAUUCUAUUGCUAACACGUAUUCGUGGAUUGAUUUGUUGGACCUCAUAAUUUUGAUGGAUGGCGGAUGAUAUACAUUUUACCUCAUAAUGUUCUCGUGCUUGCUGUAAGAUCGGAGCCACUUGUCCGCUUGUAUAGUUCGACGCAAUCCAAUGAUCACUCAAGUCAUGGAAUCCCACGCAUUUAUCGCUUUGCUUACUUCUAGAUUAGGGCAUAGUUAAGCUAUUCUUAUUUUAUUACACAACUGUAUAUGUAUGUCACUGUGAUUUCACUUUCGUGUCUAAUAUAUAGAAAUCUGUCAGUAAUAAUGUCAUAUACUUUUUUU